Striga asiatica is the source of this 351-nucleotide messenger RNA. Lineage: Eukaryota; Viridiplantae; Streptophyta; Magnoliopsida; Lamiales; Orobanchaceae. The record is from the annotation of a GenBank genome assembly.
AUGAGCCGCACCGACACCCUAGAUGAGGGCAUCUCCGACUAUGGCAGCAGAGGAGCCCAGCGGAAGGGAGGCAGGCACACCGAUAGAAAGGUUGCAUCUGCAUCAAGAGGAAAGAGCCUGGGGAAAAUUUAUUCUGACUUGCAAACUGAUGAUACUAAUGUGCAGGAUGCCAUCCUUAAAGAUUUUUCUAUGCCGACAACAUUUUCAUACUCUGAACUCUUAUCGGGUGGUAAUGGAUACCAAGUUGGAUUAAUUCAACAAUCACUACCUUCAAAUUUGACCCCAUCACCAGAUUCUUUCACAUUUAAUGUGCAAGAUAAACCAAUGCAAACUCUGGUUCUAUCACCUUGA